AUGUCUAAGCAACUCGCUAUCGUCAAAAUCCACAAGUCCUGCACUUUGGAAUCCAAGAACAAAUUCAAAAGAUGCGACCAAGAAUGCGAAUGCUCUGAUGACAGCUGUCCCAAUGUUUGUGAACGCAAGGAAUGUCCGGAGACCUGCUCCUCCAACAAGAUGUAUGGGUGCCAAAAUCAGAAGUUCCGAGGUUAUGGCAUUGGAAAGAACAAGAAAUCCAAAAAUGGCAAGGAACCAGAGCCAACCAAGCCUAGCGUGGAAAUUAGAGAGACAAGAGGAAAAGGCAGAGGGCUGUACGCCACAAAGUUCAUCCAAACUGGAGAUUUCGUGAUCCCGUUUACUGGAGAAUAUAUUUCCGAGGAGGAAAAGAGGAGGAGAUUCGAGAUCUAUGGAGCCAAGAUGAUGGACGCUUACGUCUUGGAUUCUGGGAAUCAUACGAUCGACGUACGAUCUCUGGGAAUCAGGCAAAUUCCUGUAACAUCGAAUGCAAAUGUGGAAGCUGGAAUUGCAGUGGGUUGGUUGGCAAGAAGGAGAAUGUCCGGACAGAUGGAGAAUUCAAGAAAAAUGGACCAAAGAAGAGGAAGAUGGAGGCUGAAGUUGAUUUGA
Caenorhabditis briggsae is the source of this 606-nucleotide messenger RNA. The transcript has 3 exons. The record is from RefSeq and is a predicted model, not a curated record. Lineage: Eukaryota; Metazoa; Nematoda; Chromadorea; Rhabditida; Rhabditidae. The coding region runs from base 1 to 606 and encodes 201 amino acids. Gene Ontology annotation, cellular component: nucleus; chromatin. Gene Ontology annotation, molecular function: histone H3K36 methyltransferase activity. Gene Ontology annotation, biological process: regulation of DNA-templated transcription.